AUGAUCAGAACCGUCCACGUGUUGCUGAUGCGGGGCGAAGUGACGACGAAGGCGACGGCGACGGCGACGGCGACGAACAACGCGAGGUUAACAACAGCAGCAGCAGAAGAGGACGAGGGUGAGGGUGAGGGUGAGGGCGAGGGCGAAGACUGCGACGGAUCUGGUAACGGUAUUCGGAUGCCGGACCGGCCGGAUGGCUAUGGAAGAAGGAUGACGGACAGACGAACGACGGCGUCAGUGACGACGACGACGACGACGACGACGACGUGCGAGAAGGAAGUAAUGCACACGACGAUGGUUGAGGCGAAGUCGGCGACGUCCGUCAAAAAAUUGAGGGAAGCCAGCCGUUGCCAUAGUCGGCUAUUAAUUCUUCACGGCGACGACGACGACGAGGACGACGACGAGGCUGACGGUGGUGGCGGCGACGAGGAGGUAGCGACAGGAAAGUUGCAAUGCGCGCGACCAGAGGACGAACUGAUUGAUAAGUCGACGACGGACGGUCGCAAGACGAGAGGCGGCGGCGACGGCGACGGCGCGACAGCGGUGGUGCGAGAGUCGUUUAUUUGUUGUGGUGGCGGAGCUGAGGUGGCGGUAGACGAGACUCAUCGAGCACGUGAGGACGAUGCGAGAGGAGACAGGAAGAGAUUUCCGGCGGCCAACAGUGGCGCUGAGGUCGCGGCGCCGGCGGCGGCGGCAACGCCGGAGGCAGCGACGACGUCCGAGUAUCGACAAAUGGGCGUCGAGGCCGCUGAAGCACGUCUUUUUUCUUGUUCGUCUCUCAUCUGGACGACCGAGUAA
Soboliphyme baturini is the source of this 798-nucleotide messenger RNA. The record is from the annotation of a GenBank genome assembly. Lineage: Eukaryota; Metazoa; Nematoda; Enoplea; Dioctophymatida; Soboliphymatidae.